Messenger RNA from Adineta ricciae, 1875 nucleotides. The record is from the annotation of a GenBank genome assembly. NCBI's taxonomy places the organism in Eukaryota, Metazoa, Rotifera, Eurotatoria, Adinetida, Adinetidae.
AUGAUCGAUGGCAAUGUUGGAGGCGGUGGUAGCGAAACCGAUAUUAUCGGUAGCGCAUCUGAGAUCAUCAAAGAUCGCCUUUAUUUCGCCACAUUACGUAUACGACCUAAAUCCACUGCCAACACACACUUCUUCUCCGUCGAUGAUGAAUACGUCUAUGAAAAUUUUUAUGCUGAUUUUGGCCCGUUGAAUUUAGCCGUCGUUCAUCGAUACUGUACAAAGUUGAAUAAAAAGCUAAAUAAUCCUACACUUGGACACAAAAGAAUCAUACAUUAUACAACCUUUGAUCCAAAAAAACGAGCAAAUGCAGCAUUUCUUAUCGCUGCUUAUUCAAUUAUCUACUUGAGACGAACACCUGAAGACGCAUACAAACCAUUAGUGAACGGUAUCAAUGCUUUCCAUUCAUUUCUGCCAUUUCGGGAUGCGUCACUUGGCUCGUCAUCGUAUAAUCUUACAUUACUCGAUACUUUGCAAGGACUCUAUAAGGCGAUGCUUCACGGCUUUUUUGACUUCGAAAAUUUCGACUUAGAAGAAUACGAACAUUACGAAAAAGUAGAAAAUGGAGAUUUGAAUUGGAUUGUACCUCGUAAAAUACUCGCGUUUUCCGGUCCACAUACGAAAAGUAAAAUCGAGAAUGGUUAUCCAUUGCACGCACCCGAAGCCUAUUUUACUUAUUUUCGUAAACGAAAUGUGACGACCAUUGUACGUCUGAAUAAGAAAAUCUAUGAUGCCAAACGAUUUAGCGACGCUGGUUUUGAUCAUCAUGAAUUGUUCUUCAAUGAUGGUAGUACACCGAGUGAUGCGAUUACGCUGAAAUUCCUGAGUAUUGUGGAACAAGCGAAAGGAGCUGUUGCCGUUCAUUGUAAAGCGGGCCUUGGUCGAACGGGUACUUUGAUCGGCGCAUACCUAAUGAAGCACUAUAAAUUUACAGCAGCUGAGAUUAUUGCUUGGUUGAGAAUAUGCCGGCCGGGUUCUGUUAUUGGACCUCAGCAAAAUUACCUCGAAGAAAAACAAGCGUGGCUCUGGUCAUUAGGCGAUAUGUAUCGAAUUAAAGACCGUCCGCGAUACAUGUCCUCGUACGGUGUAAAUUCCGCUAUGGACACGACGGGUCUUGGUCCCCUUCGGUACUCAAUAGGAGACUCGAAUAAUAAUAAUGAAGAAGAGAAUGACAAUGAAAUAACGCAAGGCGAUCGAUUGAAUGAAAUCAAAGCACGUCGUAUGCAACAGCAUCAUUCCACAAGCCCAUCACAUUGGGCAUCUCCAAACACGAAUGUGACUUCGAGUUUAACUCUGUUCACAAGACCUUUAUUGUCAGCAGCAACCAUGGAUGAUGAACACAUAGCGCCACUUCGACUAUACAAGAAUCGUGCUGUUACGGCUCCUAUCAAUUUCCAUGAAAUCCAUCGAUCGACUCUAUUUGCUACGCUAGACUCAGAAAGCUUCGAUCCAUCGUCAGCAUACAAACGCGCUCAAACAGCACUGAUCUCUUCGGGCGGCGUACCACUUCAAAAUGUCUCAUCGUCGAUGGCUCCAUCAGCAAAUCUCCGUCGUAGCUAUACACCGGUAUCAAAUACGCCGUCAAAUGCUCUGGCAAGUUCCAAUUGGCGCAAGCCUCGGUCUUACAUAACCCCAUCGGCAUCGACUAUGAAAACUCCGAUGUAUUCCAGUGGACGUUACAUGACUUCGGCAUUGAAUGAUAAUAUGGGCACAACCUUAACUAUAUCUGAUAGCGCCAAUCGUGAUCCUGUUUCAUCAGCGAUAUUGAAAACUUCUUCAAACCAACAAUAUCGUGGUAAAUCACCGAUCGCGAACACGACUUCAUCACCCACUCAUUCUUAUUACACACGAUCAAAAUCGUCUUAUUCCAAAUAUUGA